Messenger RNA from Dunckerocampus dactyliophorus (ringed pipefish), 948 nucleotides. RefSeq lists its product as uncharacterized. The transcript is spliced from 5 exons. The record is from RefSeq and is a predicted model, not a curated record. Lineage: Eukaryota; Metazoa; Chordata; Actinopteri; Syngnathiformes; Syngnathidae. Bases 1 to 948 code for a protein of 315 amino acids.
AUGGUUGUUUGGGUCUCCUCAGGGGCUUGGCUCCUCCUUCUGCUAGCUACUGCUGCUUACUGCCACCCGUUUAUGCAAGGUCCCAGGUCCUUCCCUAGCAGUCAAGCUUCAAAGCCCAAGUUCACGCCUGAGUUGUCUGUUUCUGGAGCGAAGCCUAGAGCUUCGUACAAUGGACCUAAUCAGCCAGCACGUGGAGCUCUUCCGCCUUCUGGCAAUCCUUGGCAAGCUCCAGGUGGUCCUGCACCCUCCAGUUCUCUUGACUCUGCCGUCUCGCACCCUUCAGACGGCACCAACCCGUCAGGCUCGUUUGCCGUAAACGCUCCCAUGGUCUCUGGUUCUUAUGCACAUGGCGGUCACGAGGCUUCAAGCUUUCCAAGUGAGCCAUUUCCUGGACCCCCACUUCCACCAUUCCACCCCAAUUAUCAGCCUGGAGAGCUGUUCCGCAUGGACAAAACGUUUGAGCGCGGCCACGAUGAGCGGGAGACUAAAAGUAAAGGUGGCCCUCAACUGCAUCCUCUUCCUCCGCGGCCUCUUCCUUUGGACACGGCAGCUCCAAGUGGACCGGGGUUCCCCUUCCCACCUUUCCAAUAUGGUUUUCUCCCCUAUCCUUUUGACUACAACUUCCUGACUGGCCAGUAUCCCAAAGGUACGCUGUCACACUUCAGCACCAGCUUUGAGCAAGGCAGGAACUACAACCACGACGUCCAGUAUGAAAAGUCUGACGGUGAUGAUGAUGACGACGACGACCCUAGCAAGAACGAUGAUUACAACGACCCUGCAGACCCUAUCAAGGACGACGACGACGAUUAUGAUGCUCAGAACCUGGUGCAGCCUGGACGAUUCAAUCGUUGGGAGGUUUCAAACUUUAGACGUGAUCCGAAUACUUACCAUCGCCAAGGUCAAGUCGGUCAACCUCGGCGGUCUAGACUGACUCGGGUUAGGCACUAA